AGCGCAAAACGCAGCGUUUCGUAGAGUUCGCAACUUCACAUCAGCAAACUGCGAACGAUGCGGAACUAGUUCUCUCUCAUGUCGAGAUUCAGAUGCCUGCACUUCAAAUCUUAAUCGGAGCCAUAUUUAGAUAUUGACACUGAGAACGAUCUAGAGAUCGUCCUAUCUGUUUCAUUGCCGAACAAUGGCAGUGCUGAUCGAGAGCUCCGUUUGGGAACCAAGUCCCGCUCUCUACAUCUUCAUUUUCCUCUGUUGCUUCUUCUCCGUCUCACUCUUCCCUCGCGUUUCCAAAAGCAGCAACAACUCCAACAGAAUUUCCUCUGUUCUCGACAACGGCAGCUUCCCCUCUCUCCUCCGUUUCCGAUGCAACUUUCUUCUCCUCUACUCUCUCGCAUCAGUGAUGGAAGGGCUGUGGUCGGUGUUUGGAGAGUUUGAGUUAGCUCACCAUGGGGUUACUAAGGAGCAAAUGGCGUUCUCUAUUUGUGUUGGGUUAGCAGCUGCUCUCUUCCUCGGUCCUUUCUUUGGAGUGCUUUCUGAUUUAACAGGACAGAAGAAAGUUUGUCUAGCCUUUUGCAUCCUACACGUUUUUGUUGGCGUGUGGAAGAAAAUUAGUGCACAUCCAAGUUUCUUGCUGACAAGUAUCUGUUUAUCACUGGCCACUUCAAUCUUUGUAUUCAUUUUCGAGACAUGGGUGGUUGUAGAAAAUGAAAAGCAAGGGCACAGGCAAGAUAGUUUGAGUGACACAUUUUGGUUAAUGAUUUUCUUUGAAUCAGCAUCAUUAAUCGCAAGCCAGGUGCUUGUGAAUUGGCUGAUAGGCAGUAAUCUGCAAAAAGGGAUUGCGUCUACUUCCAAUGCAGCAAUAUUUUUCGCACUUAUAGGCAUCAUCUGCGUAUCUAGAUGGGCACAAACUCCACAUACACCAACGAUUCAGGAAUACAAGAUGUCUUUUAGUGCAUAUAUCUUUCAUGAUAAAAGAAUGUGGCUAUUGGUAUGCACACAGGCUUGCCUUCAGUUUUCCAUUGUGGUCUUCUGGAUAUUGUGGGCCCCAACAGUGGUGGCUGAUGGACGAGAAGUGCAUCUAGGGUUGAUAUAUUCAUGUUUGCUGGGCGCAAGAAUGCUUGGAAGUACAGCAUUCCCAUGGCUGAUCAAUGGUCCAGCAUUGUUGCGCACUGAGGAUUGCCUAGUAUAUGCAUUCAUUACAUUGGGACUUGUUUUGUCUAUAGUUGCCUAUGAUUAUCAGGAAGUUGGAGUUCUAGUGUCACUAUUUUGCAUAUUUCAUACCGGUGUUGGCCUAGUUAUACCCUCCCUUGCAAGAUUGAAGUCCAUGUAUGUGCCAAAUGAGUUGCGUGGAGGGGUGAUAAGUCUUUCUCUAACCAUGGCAAAUGCUGCUCUUCUUUUCUUUCUGAUGCAAAGAGGUUACCAUCAGAGCAUAGAGAAUGCAACAAUGAUGGCAUUUGCUGCGAUUGGGCUUUUUACAGCAGCUGGUUGUAUGCACUUGUUGAAGCGAUGUGGAAAGCAACCAUAUCAAAACUGGCAUAAACUGUGAUUUUGUGACCCUGGAAACCAAAGUUGAGAAAUGACUGCUCCUGUUGUCAGUUCUGAUUGAUGAGACGAUAGAUGAUGAUGCAUAUCAAGGUUUUGUUCCUUCAAAUGCUAGGAGGUAUGUGAACAAAGUGAGAGGCACAUAAGAUAGAAAUAAAACUACAUGAAGUUCUUGUUUGCAAAAAUUGCUAAUAGUCCCUUGAAUUUCCGCUAGAAAGCCACAAGCGAGGAGAUACCAUCAGCAAUAUGGGUACUUUGUAUUCAACUGCAAAUUUCCACUUUCAAGCACCAAAUACUUGAUCCGCGACACAUAGACGCAGAGUGACUGGUGGGCUGCUGGUAAAAGGUUUUCUCUGGUCAUGUAGAACUUUACAGACGAAGUUCAAUAUCUAACGAAGGGGCAUUUGAGGUGUCACCCAUGAGAAGCUGCAUUGUGGAGGAACUAAUGUUUUAAAAGUAAAAGCUCUGUACAGCAGUGUAGUUAAAUUAUUGGGUUCUAAUUUCUAAUCUAACUGUAAGAGAUGCAUCUUGAGAUUAUAUUUUUUGGGUGGAGACAGAUUUUUUUGGAAA
Tripterygium wilfordii is the source of this 2112-nucleotide messenger RNA. Its product is annotated as molybdate-anion transporter-like. NCBI's taxonomy places the organism in Eukaryota, Viridiplantae, Streptophyta, Magnoliopsida, Celastrales, Celastraceae. Gene Ontology annotation, biological process: molybdate ion transport. Gene Ontology annotation, cellular component: membrane. Gene Ontology annotation, molecular function: molybdate ion transmembrane transporter activity. The coding region runs from base 185 to 1546 and encodes 453 amino acids. The transcript has 9 exons. The record is from RefSeq and is a predicted model, not a curated record.